UAGUAAACAUGGGGCCCAAUCAAAAGCAUUAUCUUUUCUUAAGCUAAGACCAAAAACCAAGCAACAAAAUAAUAUUUAAAAAAAUUGAAAAAAGAAAGUCAAAAACCAACAAACCCUACCCCCAGCCCCAUAUGUUUCAUGUAUAUUUUGUCCAAAUAUAUAAAUUACGUAUUGUAUUAUUAUUUCUUUUAUUAUUAUUUUUUUUAGAUGUAAAAGGCCAAUCUUUAUCUUGAAUCAACUACUGCUAUUCCUUCUUCUUCAAUCAAAAGGCCACAAAAAACCUACCAAAUUUCAUCUUCCAUUAACCCAAAUAUCUCUGUUACAGAAAUUCUUCGAAAGUUUUCUUUUUCUGAUAUUGUUUUGUCUUCCAUGGCUGUUUCUCCUCAAGUUUUCCCGCCAAGAAAGCGGCGGCCAUCGGCGGGAGCUUUCAUUUCUCCGAAAUUGACGGACUUAAACCUGGUACAAUCUCUUCUUUCUUUGUCUCAAGAAAUCUCUUCCCUUAAACCUCUUCAAUGUCUUUUAAAAAGGAACUCCCUUUCCAUCAUAAACAAAUCCAAGCUUCUCGCAAUCUUAUUCGAAGAGCUGCUUCGAAAUCCUGUUUAUAAUUUCUUCUCUCCUUCAACUCUCCUAUGCUUUGAAGAAAUGUACAUAGUUUUACAGAGAAUUAAAACCCUGAUCGAAGAUUGUUCCAAUGGAAGCAAUAUGUGGCUGCUUAUGCAAAUCCAACCUUUGGCUAACAGUUUCCACGAACUCACCCUCGAGCUGUCGACUCUCCUCGAUAUUUUCCCUGUCAAAGAAGUGGAUUUGAGUCAAGACGUUGAAGAACUCGUUGGUUUGGUAAGAAAACAGUGCGCCCAAUCCAAACCUUUGGUAGAUCCAAGAGACGAGUUUCUCAGGCUAGAAGUUUUUGCCAUGCUUGAUCGGAUUAAACAAGAGAUCGUCCCUGAUCAUUUAAAGCUCAAACAGAUUGUCGAGAGUUUAGGAUUACGAGACAAUUCAAGUUGCAGAGAAGAAAUCGAAAGUCUCCAAGAAGAAAUUCAGAACCAAAUCAAUGAAAAAUCCAAAUCAGAUAUUGUUUCUUUGAUCGGUCUCGUUCGUUACGCUAAAUGUGUUUUGUUUGGAUCGUCAACGACGAAGAAAUUAGACCAUCACCGACGAAAAUCAAUGUCGGAUAUUACAAUCCCAGCGGACUUUCGGUGUCCGAUAAGCCUCGAGUUGAUGCGGGACCCAGUUGUCGUGGCAUCGGGACAGACGUACGAUCGGGAGUCAAUAAACCUGUGGAUUGAAUCUGGACACAACACGUGUCCUAAGACAGGUCAGACCCUGGCCCACACCAACCUCAUCCCAAACCGCGCUUUGAGGAAUCUUAUAGCCAUGUGGUGCCGUGAACAAAGAAUUCCGUUUGAAACCGCGGGAAGUAACGAUAAAGUUAACGGCGUUAAAGCCGCUAAAGCCGCAUUGGGAGCUACGAAAAUGACGGUUUCCUUUUUGGUCAACAAGCUUUCGGUUUCACCAUCCAUGGAGGCGGCUAACGGCGUCAUUUACGAGCUUCGUGCCCUCUCUAAAACUGACUCGGACAGCCGAGCCUGCAUUGCCGAAGCUGGAGCAAUUCCCAUCCUCGUCAGACAUUUAGGUUCGGAUAUAGGUUCCGAGCACCCAAACCUCCAAGUCAACGCCGUUACCACGAUUCUUAAUCUUUCCAUCUUAGAGGCAAACAAAACGAGGAUCAUGGAAACUGACGGAGCUUUAAACGGUGUUAUCGAAGUAUUACGUUCGGGUGCCACAUGGGAAGCCAAAGGAAAUGCGGCGGCUACAAUAUUCAGCUUAUCAGGUGUACAGGCGUACAGGAAAAGGCUAGGGAAGAAGACACGUGUCAUCAAAGGAUUGAUGGAUUUGGCCAAAGACGGUCCCACGAAUUCCAAAAGGGAUGCCCUCGUGGCAAUUUUGAAUUUGGCCGGAGAUAGGGAGACCGUUGGGAGGUUACUCGAAGGAGGGGUGAUAGAGAUGGUGAGCGGAGUCAUUAACGCUCUACCGGAAGAAGCUGUGACGAUACUCGAGGGGGUGGUAAGGAGAGGCGGAUUGGCGGCGAUUGCGGCGGCAUAUAAUACAAUUAAAAAACUGGGUGUUAUUUUGAGGGAAGGAUCGGAUAAUGCGAGAGAAAGCGCGGCGGCUACUUUGGUUACUAUAUGUAGAAAAGGGGGAUCGGAGGUUGUGGCGGAGUUGGCAGCGAUUCCAGGGAUCGAAAGGAUUAUAUGGGAAGUGAUGGGGACAGGUACCCUGAGAGCGAGACGAAAGGCGGCGACGCUGCUGAGGAUUCUUCGGAGAUGGGCUGCUGGGUUGGAUAUUAAUAAUGUUGUGGAUAAUUCAAUUAUGAUGACCACGAGCACGACAGUGAGUACAUCCAGAAUAGUAUUGCCAGCAUAAUUGAUGAUAUUUGUUUCAUUCAAUUUUUUUUUUUUUUUUUAAGAUGGCUAUGUAAAUGUUGGAUUGCAAUUAAAUUGUGUCAAAUCUCACAAGUGAAAGAUCAUUCUUUGAUGGUUCGUGAA
Durio zibethinus is the source of this 2546-nucleotide messenger RNA. RefSeq names its product ARM repeat superfamily protein (gene SAUR21). NCBI's taxonomy places the organism in Eukaryota, Viridiplantae, Streptophyta, Magnoliopsida, Malvales, Malvaceae. Gene Ontology annotation, molecular function: ubiquitin-protein transferase activity; protein binding. The record is from RefSeq and is a predicted model, not a curated record. Gene Ontology annotation, biological process: protein ubiquitination.